AUGAAUGUAACUGAAGGCAGUUCUCCUGCUCCAAUAAAUAGUUCUGAUAACCCAAUAAAAGAUCUAGUAAAAGAUGCAGAUACUGGCGAAAAUGCUUUACUGAAAUUUUCUUUACUCACAGCACAAGGUGUGAGUAUUCCAUUGGCUAUCAACAAUAGUACUGGUGAAAUAUCUACAACAGGUAUUUUAGAUCGUGAAGAUAGAGAAGUUUAUGAUUUGUAUGUCAUGGCUACUGACUCUGGUGAUGAGCCACGAUCAGCUAAUGCUGAGGUUAAGAUAACAGUUGUAGAUAUUAAUGAUCACGCUCCAACAUUUACACAGAAAAACAUCUCCUUGAGUUUUCCUGAAGAAUCUUAUCCAGGAUGUUUUUAUGAGGCUAAGGCUGAUGAUUUGGAUAUUGGUAUAAAUAAAGAGAUACAUUAUACAACAAGUACUACAGAUACACAAUUAAUACAGGUGAUGAGUAAUGGUAGUGUGUGUAUAAAAAACAACCAAAGUUUGCCACUUGGUACAUUUACUGCUAUAGUUGUAGCUUAUAAUAUUGUACCAUACGUCUGUAUGCCCAACCAAUGUGAUAAUGGCACCAUGUCUAUUCUCAUUGACGUCACUGAUGUGAAUAACAAGAAGCCUGUAUUUGAUGUGAUGAAUUAUAACUUUAGUCUGGAUGAAGGCUUAACACACAAUAAUCAAAUGAAGGUUCAUGCUGUAGAUAAUGAUACAACAGCAAUUUAUCAAGAUGUCUUAUAUUCUAUAGUAGAUAAUACCAAUGACUUCUAUAUAGAUUCUGUUACUGGUUUAAUACAGUUUCAAACACCACCAGAUUAUGAUCCUCCAAACAACAAUACACUCUUUCACCUUACAGUUGGUGCUAGAGAUACUGGUCGUACAGAAGUAGAAACAACAGUUAAUGUUACAAUACAUAUAAACGAUGUCAAUGAUAACACACCUAUUUUUACAAACGAGUACCUUUGCAGUAUUUUAGAAGAUAAGCCAAUAAAUUCAAAAUUUGGUUGUCAGGUUCAAGCAACAGAUAUAGAUAGCAGGAAUAAUGGAGCUAUAGAAUAUUCUGUCAUUGAACCGGUUCCAUUCUCUGUUGAUAAAAGUAGUGGGGAGAUAAAAGUAAACGGAAGUCUGGACUAUGAAUUGGGACCAAGACAGUACACAAUGACAUUACAAGCUAUUGAUAAAGGCAUUCCUCCAAAAACAGGGUAA
Patella vulgata (common limpet) is the source of this 1212-nucleotide messenger RNA. Its product is annotated as protocadherin Fat 4-like. Gene Ontology annotation, molecular function: calcium ion binding. Bases 1 to 1212 code for a protein of 403 amino acids. NCBI's taxonomy places the organism in Eukaryota, Metazoa, Mollusca, Gastropoda, Patellidae. Gene Ontology annotation, biological process: homophilic cell-cell adhesion. The record is from RefSeq and is a predicted model, not a curated record. Gene Ontology annotation, cellular component: plasma membrane. The transcript has 9 exons.